UUGAAAAUAGGACUUCAGGGAAGGUUAGCUUAUUUUCUGUUGCCAGUGAGUUUUAUUUACCAGUGAGUAAUACAGUACGCUGAUAAGAUUGAGAAAAUUGUAAAUUAAGAGAUAUCAAUUUACAAUGGCGAAGAGUUUAAUGGCACAAAAUCAAGACCUACCAUCGAACGAUAAUAGUUUGUCUACAAGAGAAUUUUUACAUAUCGAAAAGACUUGUGAAGCUUUUAAAGAUAGUGACGAAGAAAUUAAAAUGAUACUUAGUGAAAUUAAUAAGCUAUCUGGUGGGAAAACUGAAGAAAAACUAUUAGAAGGUGACGUGGACGACGUAGAGUUAAUUUUAAAAAGAGCGGAAGAUAUAGCCUUGGAGACGGAAAAUCUUCUGAAAAAUAGCCCAGUUGCCGCUAAAAUUCAUAAACUAACACCGGAGAAAAGUGAACCGUCAGCAAUACCAGAAAUACUGGUAACCAAACCAACUGAAAAUAGUCAAGAAAUAGGAAAACCAUCACAAAAUAAGGUCAACCAAUAUGCUAAACACAACGUUAAAGAAAACGUUGAAUCUCGGCGUAAAUCAAAAUCCAGGCCGUUCUCAGCUGGUGUUAUUGAUUCCAAGAAAGACGCCGGUAAAGUUGCGAGAUUCUCAAGUAAUUCACCUAAGAAAGCGAAUGUUUGUAAACAUGAAAACUUGUUAGAAGAACUAAAAGAUACAAAUGAAAGGGCCAAGAGUCUUGAACUUACAAACGUACAGCUAACAGAUGAUAAUAAAUUACUUCGAAAGAAAUUGGAUAAAGUCAACGAAGAGAAACAUGUAGCUGAUUUAAAAUUGAUAGAAUGCGAAAAAUUCAUUAGUAGACUUGGUAAAGAAUAUGAAAACAGAAAUUCUCAAUUGAAAACCUUACAGGAGAAUGAAGGUAAAAUAAUGGCUGAAUUGAAUAAAGAAAGAAACGACAGGAAGAAUUUGACUGUACAGCGUGAUAAAGACGCUAUUGUUAUACAAGAUCUUCAAAGGCAAGUUAAAGAAAUGGAAUUAAUUUUGAAACGGAAACAUCCAGAUUCGGUAUCAGCUCUAAUAGUUGCAUCGAAAUCGUCAACAGUUGAAGAUAAUAAAAAGAAAUUGCUUGAAGAGCGUAUAUCCCGUUUAGAAAUAGAGUUAAAAGAUAAAGAGGAUCAUUUUCAGGGUAUUUUAAUGACACUUCAAGAAAAAUUUGGAGAUAUGAAACAAAAGUAUGAAAAACAUAUCAUUGAUGUCGAAAGACAACUCAUGGAUGAACGUCGAGUGAAUAACGAAACAAGAAACCGAUUAAAUAAGACCAAUCUUAUUGAUGUAGCGGUUCAAACGGGACCAAGAAAUCAGCACACGAUCGGUACGCAAACGAUACUAAAGCCUGAUCGAACGUCGUCCGCAGUAAGCAGAGUAUCACAAAAUUCCACACUAAUCUUGAAUAGAUUAAAAGAAGACAGUUAUUUGGUGGCGACCAUUAAAGGAUUACAAGUCGAACUAACUGCCAAACAGCGUACUAUUGGCAAAAUAAAUCGAGAGACGGAAGAGCUAAGAAAGAAUCUGCGAACUCUGCAAAAGGAGAAAGAAGUUUUACUCAAUUUGAAUCCACACAAAAAAGUGAGCGGUAAACAAGGAAAGUCUACCGAGAAUAUAUUGGCACGUAUGAACACAGAAAUGGAGGCUGAAUUAACUGAAGUCCGGAAGGAGAACGAAGUGCUCGUACAAGAGAAAAGCAGUCUUUUAGACUCCUUAAAGCGGACCAACGAAGACUUCAUAGUUUUGAAAAAGAAAAGGAUACAAGAUCUUCACACGCUUCAACUCGCCCACGAGAAAGAGCUGAUGCAAAUGAACAUGCAGAUCUAUCCAUUGCAAGAAGAGAUAAAGUUAUUGAAUCGUACAAUCGAAAUACUCCAAGAACGAGUACAGAGCACCGAAGACAAGAUGAUUAAGUAUCAAACUGCGAACAAUGUUGUUGACUUGAACGGUGGCGGUGAUAAUCUAUGCAGGAACACGAGAGAAUCCCGCUAACUUAACACAGUACUGUUUUUUAUUUAAAUACUAGCUGACCCGGCAGACUUCUUAGUGCCUCA
Molecule: messenger RNA, 2088 nt
Organism: Bombyx mandarina (wild silkworm)
Lineage: Eukaryota; Metazoa; Arthropoda; Insecta; Lepidoptera; Bombycidae
Biological process (GO): cilium assembly
Cellular component (GO): centriole; axonemal microtubule
Source: RefSeq, a predicted model, not a curated record